Molecule: messenger RNA, 3087 nt
Organism: Paramecium sonneborni
Lineage: Eukaryota; Ciliophora; Oligohymenophorea; Peniculida; Parameciidae
Source: the annotation of a GenBank genome assembly
AUGAAAAAAGGAACAAAAAAAUAAAAUAAAAAGCAGUCACAUCUUUAAUCAAUAGAUGAAAUCAAAAUAAUCAAUAUUUUUGGUAUUUAUUUAAAUCAUAUAUAGAUAUGAUGGAGGAUCCAGACAUGAAAUAAUUUUAAGUAAUAGUAAAAUUAGAAGAUUUAUAACAAGAAAACAGUGAGAUUGUUUUAUUAAGCUUUCUAAACUUCUAUUUGAAAUUAGUUGGACUUGAUUAAUGUAAUCAAAAUAUGAAAGGAAUAAAUUUGAGCCAAAUCAAUUUAGAAGAAAUCAUUAAUAAAUUAGAGCAACUAUAAACUGAAAAUCAAUAAACUCUUAUAGAUGAAGAAUAAUGCUUAAAAGUAGAAAAUAAUAAAUAGCUUAUUUAAUUUUUUGAUGCCUUAUUUUCAACACAAACAGAGCUGCCAUUUGAAUGUGAUAAUUUUUUUUAGCACACUUUUAAUUGGUUAACAACAUUAUCUUAAACAAAAUUUCGAAGUGCAAGAUUAGCCACAAUAGAGAUCAUUUCAAUAAUUGUUAAUUCCUUAAGUAGCUUUUUAGAAAUAGUUAGUAUAAAUUAUUUAUCAUUUCUUUAGAAAAUAAAUAACAGUAAAAAGAGAUAAAAUAAUUUAUCAAUAAUAUUUUCUAAUAUUUAGUGAAUAAUAGAACCUAAGAUGUUUAGUCAACUAUUAAAAAAAAAUCAAUUUAAAUAUUAUUUAGUGCAUUUUUAAAUAAUUCAAUUCCUAUUGAUCCAUAUCAUAAUUAACUAGGCAGUUUAUUUUUAAGUGAAAGUCAUGAAUGUAGAGAAGCAUCAAUGAUAGAAUUAGAAAAAAUUUAUAAGAAUUUAGUAGAUAAAAAAAAAUCUUUAGGACCUAUUCUAGAAUUUUUGAGAGGAUAAUAAGAAUCCAUUGUAAGUUUAAUUUUUGAUCCAAAUGAAAGUGUUUAAUUAAGAUUAAUAAACUUUUUAAAAGUAUUAGAUAUUAUAAUUAAUUUAGGCAUUAUCUUAAUCUACAACUAUUGAUUAAGAUUUUUUUGGUCAAAGAACCUGCUAAGCAUUUAUAAGAAUAUUAUUUUCUAAAAAUUUAAGAAUUCGAUAUGAUUCAACAUCUAUUUUAUAUUUAUUUGAAAAACCCAUAAAUUCAGUUGAAAAAUUGGCAGAUUUCUAUAUGAAGUAUGCCCCUUUUGAAAUUUAAACAUAUGAAGAAAGUUUUAAUUUUAUAAUUUCUUUCAUUCAUAGUCAUCCAUUUGUUUGUUCACCUGAAUAAUAUGCUAUAUUUUUUGAGAAUCAAUAAUCGGAAGUAUUUUAAAUUUUAGGAUUAUAUUUUUUUGCUUCCUUUUUAUAAUAUCAAUUCAUUUCUUCUAAAUUUUGGUGGUUAGAGGAAGCUGAUGAUCCUCCAUAAUAUAAUGAUGCAUUCACUAAUUAUUUUAUUAAUAAUACUAAAAUUACAUUAGACUUGAUAGAUGAAGUAAAUUAUAUUUAUUCUAUUAUAGAAUUUAUAAUUACCCUACUUACAUAUUUAUUCUCAUUUGAAUUAUAAAAUUAUAUAGAGCAAAUUUAUUAAAGGUAUCUUUAAUAGUGCUUAAAAAAUUUUCUAAAAAAGUUAAAAUAUUUAAAUAAUCAAUUAAUUAUGCAAAAUGAUCUAUAAUUGUAGUUAGGAGCUUUCAGAUUCAGAAAUAGUAAAAGAUAAUGUGAAAGAAAUUAUUAAAUAUUCUUAAAAAAUAUUUAAAGAAAAAUUAAAUCUUAUCACAUUAUAAAAAAUUGAAUGUUUAAUAAAAGUCAAUUUAGUGAGUCCCAAAGCGGUAUUAAAUCCAUUUAAUACAAUUUUUGAAAUUAAAGAUGAUAAAAGUAUAUUGAUUAUUGCUAAUUUGCUUGCUUCAAGUUUAUAAAAUUAUUUAAAAGUUCUAUUAAAUUAAAUGAAAAAUUAAGAUAUUGAAAUAGAACGUAAUUAUAAAGAAAUAAGAGAAUUAUUUUAUAACUAUUGCUUUUAAAUACUAGAAAAUAAACAUAAACAGAGAUUUCAUCUUUAAAUUUUAUAAUUAGUUAUAUGCAAUUUGAUUUAUACAAAUAAUUUUAAAUUAUAACGUUUAGGUUUGCAUUAAGAUAUACAAUCAUAAACUUAUACAUUACUAUAUAUGUAUUUACAUGAUUAUUUAUUUGCUGAAUUGAUAAGAUAGUCUAAAAAUGAUGAUGAAUAUAAUAAUGAAAACAAAAAAAGAAAAACUCACUUGAUUAUAGAGAAUUUCCCUUAAUUAAGUGAUCAAUAAAUGGAAUUACUUAAUAGUUCGAUUAAAUUAAUUAAUUAAUGCCCUUAAAUUUUAUUAAUCAAGGAAUUUGGAAUUUAAUAUCUUGCUUAAAUAUUGGAAUUAAUAAAAAACCAUAAUUACCUUAAAGAUUUAAAAAAUUCUAUAAUUCAAGCUCUUUAACAAUCAUUAUAGAGAGUGGUUGAAAAUGAUCAAAUAACGAAGCAGGAUGAAUUUUGGAAAUUUUUGAUGCAUUAUUCAUAACUUAAAUAAGAAUAAUAAUAAGAUGAUUUGUUUAAUGAAUUUGUUAAAUUAUGCAUUAAUACAUAUUUAAUUUCAGUAACAAAAGCAAAUUUAUUUGAGAAAAGAAUCAAGUUUAUAAAUAAUUGUGCAGAGAUGAUCCAAUAUGGAUUUUAAGACAUCAAUAAUUUGCAUAUUUUUGGACUAUUAAAUUUUAUAUUUCACAAGCCUUAGAAAAUUUUAAAGGUUUUGUAAAUAGAUAAAUUAACCUAUCAGAAAUUUUAUGCAUUUUAUGAAUCAAAAAGUUAAGAAUUCCACUAAAGCAACAAAUCUGAGGAAUUCAAGAAGGAAGCUAUAAAACAAGAAUUUUCUUUUAGAAAUAAAUUAAAAUAGUAAAGUGGUUUAACAAAGAAAGAAGUUAAUUAAAUAGUAACAAAAGUUUAAAAAAGUGCUUAAAAAGGAAGUAUAGAUUAGACUAGUAAUAAAUAGAGUAUAGAAAAAGGAAUAAAAAAUAAAGAGAAUGAGUAAAGAUCAUAAUAAUAAUAACCUUAACAAUCUGAUGAAGAUGAGGAUAUGGAAAUUCCAUUUUCAAAAUCUAUGAUUAAAUGA